Molecule: messenger RNA, 1739 nt
Organism: Dreissena polymorpha
Lineage: Eukaryota; Metazoa; Mollusca; Bivalvia; Myida; Dreissenidae
Exons: 5
Coding region: 9-1739 (576 amino acids)
Biological process (GO): G protein-coupled receptor signaling pathway
Cellular component (GO): membrane
Molecular function (GO): G protein-coupled receptor activity
Source: RefSeq, a predicted model, not a curated record
CUGAGGCUAUGGUGGACAGUAGCAGCACGGAAAAGUUGAACAUUGUGUGCAGGAUAAACAAUAUCCAAAAUAUUGAUGGGUUCAAUGACAUUAACAUUUACAGAGUAAAUAAGAAAGGAAUUGUUGAACACCUGGCUACAAUGCAGCCUCGUUAUUCAGACAGUCCUGGGUAUCAAAGACCUGCACUAGUUCAAAGCAGUUCCACUAUGCAGGUUGUUGGUGUGUACAGUGAUAAAAAUCCGACUCUUGGAAUAUCAGUACCUGUGGCGUCUCUCACCUGCAAUGAUGGGCUUAUGUACAACUGCUCUCUUGUUUAUGACCAAAGAGAAGGAAGCAGUCUCCUAGUGACAAAGAUGUCUUCAGUGGCCAGAAACCUCACAGUGUCAGUCCAGCCAAAAGAUGUGGAUUUUAAGGCAUUUAACCAGUCAGCUUUAUUUCCAAUGGAAAUCCAAAGCGACAUUGGAACGGCCACCAAUAUGGCUCACUUUAUGAUUGGUCAGGUGGUAAAACUCACCUGCAAGGCAAAUCUUGGUACACGCAGCAAUGGACUCAUCUACUGGAGAAAGAGUAAUAUCGUAACUGGGAGUGGAAUGGCCAACUACAUUCCCAACAAUAAUGAACGUGAAGAGGGUCAAGUUGUGACCAAUGGUUGCCAGUUUGAAAAAACAGACAGCAUCAUGUACAACAUGACUGACCAGGAUGCGAUCAGAACAUCCAGUAAUCCACUUCAGUUCCAGUGCUACAUAAGUGUUCCUGGCUCUAACCUUGCUCUUCCUGAUACAACAGCUAAAAACUUCUUCAUCAAAGUCCAUGAUGUAAAUGACCCAACCACAGUUGGCUUGAAAACAGCAGGGAGAGACAACGUUACACUCAUUUCUGGCGUUGUUGUGGGAACUCUAGUUGCGCUGAAUUUGUUAGUGGCGCUCGUUUUACUUAUGCGAAAGUAUCGGAUCCGCUGUAACAUUGAAGAACGAACACCUGAACCGGAGACGUUCAACACGACGUUAUCAAACUUUUCCGGGUUGUGGUUGCGGCCGGUCGGUUACUAUGAAAACACGCGGGUGCUGCUCUGGAGAGUGAUCCCGCCGAUUCUAAUUUCAAUUGGAACGAUCGGAAACGGUAUGACUAUUUUCGUGCUGCUUCGUCAGAAGAAGAUGACGUCAACGGCAGUGAUCCUGUUUGCACUGGCGCUUUCAGAUACCCUUAUGUUGUUCAGCGCACUCCUGCCAAAGUGGAUGUUAUAUACCUGGGGCGUUGACAUCCGGAUGCUGAGUAACCCCGAGUGUAAAGCGAUAGUCUACCUUACAUACUGCAGCACCCACCUCUCCUCGUGGCUGAUCGUGGCCUUCACGCUCGAGAGAACAGCUUGCGUGCUGUUCCCGCAUAAAGUUAGACUGGGCUGUUCCCCACGAAACGCUGGGUUUAUCAUCGUCACCAUUGUGCUAGCCGUGGUCGGAAUUAAUAUAAUACUACGCGUGAUAGUUGAGCGGAAUAGAUACAAGGGCUCGAAGUGCUCUGCGCCAACGAAGGAAUACAACGACUUAUUUUACUACGUUUACGGAUGGGUCGACUUCACGUUAACUUUCGAAGCGCCGUUCCCACUGCUACUCAUUUGCAACGACAUCAUCGUAGUGCAGCUCGCGCGCUCCCGUUCAAGACGUAAGCGGAUGAAUAUUUCCGGUCAGGCGCGCGACACGCGUCCAUUGUCGAUACUCAUGAUUACCCUAUGCGUGCUAUAA